AUAAAUUUAAUGCCAUGCCUACCUAAGAGUUCCAAUACAGGGAAAGCUCAAACUCAAAGAGUUUCCACUUGUACCACCAUGCCCACCACCACCCAUGAUGGGCUCCCACCACUUCACACCCACAAGCCCUCUCGUCGAACCACCGCAAACCGUGUAUUCGUGGUGGUUCACUUUAGUGCCAUCUUAGCCCUGCUCUAUCGCCAUACACUCUCCCUCCUCCACUCCACAACCCUUACCUCUUUCUUCAUCACCCUCACCUUCCUCAUCUCCGACACUCUUCUUGCUUUCAUGUACACCACUAUACAAUCUUUGCGCAUGAAACCAAUUUAUCGCACUGAAUUCCCCGAAAACCUGAAAAGGGUUGUCGAAGAACCUGAUUUUCCUGCUUUGGACGUGUUCAUAUGCACAGCUGAUCCCUACAAGGAGCCACCAAUGAACGUGGUGAACACAGCCUUAUCGGUCAUGGCUUAUGACUAUCCAACCGAGAAGGUAUCAGUGUAUGUUUCAGACGAUGGCGGCUCAGCUCUGACUCUCUUUGCUUUCAUGGAGGCUGCCAAAUUUGCAAGCCACUGGCUACCUUUCUGCAGGAACAACAACAUAGUGGAACGCUGCCCGGAAGCUUAUUUUGAAACGGAUCAUUCUCGGUUUCCUGAAGCCGAGAAGAUAAAGAUUAUGUACCAAGGCAUGAAAGUGAAGGUAACCAAUGUAAUAGAGAGAGGCAAAGUCGAUCAGGAAUAUCUAACUGGAAAACGGGAAAUUCAAGCUUUUAACAAAUGGACGGAUGGAUUUACACGGCAAGAUCAUCCCGCUGUUAUUCAGGUUCUUUUGGACAAUAGCAAAGACAGAGACAUCACAGGCCAUCUGAUGUCAAACCUAAUUUACUUCUCUAGAGAAAAAAGCAGGACAUCACCCCACCAUUUCAAAGCUGGUGCACUUAAUGCCCUUCUACGAGUUUCAGCUAUCAUGACCAAUGCUCCAAUAGUCUUAACCCUAGACUGUGAUAUGUACUCCAACAAUCCCGAUACGCCACUUCGCACUCUAUGUUACCUAUCAGACCCUAAGCUUCGAUCCAAAGUAGGGUAUGUCCAAUUCCCUCAACGUUUUCAAGGAAUCAACAAGACUGACAUAUAUGCAAGUGAGUUCAGGCAUCUGUUCAUUAUCAACCCAUGCGGAUUCGAUGGGCUAUUAGGACCAAAUUAUGUAGGAACCGGAUGCUUUUUCUCCCGACGAGCAUUCUUCGGAGGGCCGUCGGAGCUUUUACCACCAGAAAUUCCCCAAUUGCACCCUAACAAUGUAGUUGACAAGCCCCUUCAGAAUCCAGAGGUUUUGGAAUUGGCAAAUCAUGUUGCAUCUUGCGACUAUGAGAACAAUACCACUUGGGGAUAUAAGAUGGGAGUAAGAUAUGGCUCACUCGUGGAGGACUACUUCACGGGUUAUAUCCUGCUUUGCGAGGGAUGGAAUGCCAUAUUUUGCAAUCCAGAGAGGGCAGCAUUUUUAGGGGAUGCCCCGAUCAACCUUCUUGAUGCGUUGAAUCAAAGCAAGAGAUGGGCCGUAGGCCUACUUGAGGUAGGUUUCUCAAAAUAUAGUCCAGUAACAUACGGUGUUCGGGCCAUGGGUCCUCUGAUGGGCCUUGGUUAUGCCUUUGGUUUUUGGGCCUUUUGGGCCAUUCCCAUCACCACAUAUGCCUUCGUCCCGCAGCUAGCGCUCCUCAAUGGGAUCACCCUAUUUCCAAAGGUUUCGGAUCCAUGGUUUCUCUUGUAUGCGUUUGUUGUCCUUGGAGCCUAUGGGGAAGAACUCGUUGAUUUUGUAUUAUCUGGAGGAACAUUCCUUAAGUGGUGGAAUAACCAGAGAAUGUGGAUUAUUAGGGGACUCUCAAGCUUCGCGUUUGGAUUCGUUGAGUACUUUCUCAAGUCCUUAGGCAUUUCCACACAUGGGUUUAAUGUGACCAGCAAAGUACUUGAUGAGGACCAAAGAAAAAGAUAUGAACAAGGCAUGAUGGAGUUUGGAGUCCCAUCUCCCUUCUUUGUGCCACUUACAGUGGCUGCCAUUGUCAACCUGGCUGCCUUUGCUUGGGGCCAUGUAGAGAUUUUCCGAGGCGGCGGUAGCUUCGAAGAAUUGUUUGUGCAGAUGUUUAUAGCUGGAUUUGGCAUAGUUAAUUGCAUACCAAUUUAUGAAGCCAUGAUCAGUAGGAAUGAUAAGGGAAAAAUUCCUACAAAAACUAGUCUGGUUUCAACAAUUCUGGCAUUUGUUCUCUACGCAGCGGCUUAUGUCACUCUGAGGAACUGAUGAUGAUCAACACUCUCAAAACUGUAUUUAGCCUUAGGGGUCUAAGGCAGCUUUGUGCUCUCUGCCCACACAGAUUUCUUAGUGUUCUACUGUCUACUCCACCAAUCUUCUUUUGCAAUUUGCAAAAUAAAAUUUGUAUUUUGGACCACUUUCCGUCCAUUGCGUUAGGUUUCCAUUAAGUAGGCCUUUUGAGAAGUUUCUACAUUUAUAAAAUCAAUCAAAGACUUUAAUGCGUUGUUCAAAGUUUA
Molecule: messenger RNA, 2534 nt
Organism: Malus domestica (apple)
Lineage: Eukaryota; Viridiplantae; Streptophyta; Magnoliopsida; Rosales; Rosaceae
Product: cellulose synthase-like protein G3
Biological process (GO): cellulose biosynthetic process; plant-type primary cell wall biogenesis
Cellular component (GO): trans-Golgi network; plasma membrane
Molecular function (GO): cellulose synthase (UDP-forming) activity
Source: RefSeq, a predicted model, not a curated record